Messenger RNA from Saccharomycopsis crataegensis, 1656 nucleotides. Its product is annotated as NADH-ubiquinone reductase (H(+)-translocating) NDE1. The coding region runs from base 1 to 1656 and encodes 551 amino acids. The record is from RefSeq and is a predicted model, not a curated record. Gene Ontology annotation, molecular function: NADH dehydrogenase activity. The transcript has a single exon. Lineage: Eukaryota; Fungi; Ascomycota; Saccharomycetes; Ascoideales; Saccharomycopsidaceae.
AUGUUCUCUCGUGUUGGAAUGGCCUCUAAAAGAGUGGCUUUCAACGCCGCUGCCAUUUCUAGAAAGCCGUUGAUCACCAAGACCGCGAAAUUUUCCACCACCAAGGUCACUAGAGCUCCAGCUUCAGGGUUUGUCAAGUUUGCCAAAAACGCUUGGAAAGCAACCUGGAUCUCUGCUCUCUUGGGUGUCGGAUACUUGGGUUACAGUAUUUAUGAUGAAUCGAAACCAAAAGCUAACCAAGUCAAGCAUUCCGAACUUACUCCAUCCGGAAACAAGAAGAAGAACUUGGUUAUUUUGGGUUCUGGCUGGGGUUCCAUUUCUCUUUUGAAGAACUUGGACACCACUUUGUACAACGUUACUAUUAUUUCCCCAAGAAACUACUUCCUUUUCACCCCAUUGUUACCAUCUGUGCCAACCGGAACCGUUGACUUGAAAUCUAUUGUCGAACCUGUCAGAACCAUUACCAGAAGAUCUAAUGGUGAAGUCAUUUACAUUGAAGCUGAAGCCACCUCCAUUGACCCUGCCACCAAAACUAUUACCUACAAGCAUACUAAGGAUCAUGAAGGUAACCCAGUUGAUUCUAGAUUUGAAACCUCUAUCUCCUACGAUUACUUAGUUGUCGGUGUCGGUGCUAAGGUUGGUACUUUCGGUACCCCUGGUGUUGACAAACACGCUUGUUUCCUUAAGGAAGGUUAUGACUCCACUAAGAUCAGAAGAAAAUUGUUGGACUGUAUUGAACAAGCCAAUUUGUUGCCAGAAGAUGACCCAGAAAGAAAGAGAUUGUUGACCACCAUUGUUGUCGGUGGUGGCCCAACUGGUGUUGAAUUGGCUGGGGAAUUGCAAGAUUACGUUGAGCAAGAUUUGUCUAGAUGGGUCCCAACCAUUGCUCCACAAAUCAAAGUUACUUUGUUGGAAGCUAUGCCAAAGAUUUUGGCCAUGUUUGACAAGACUUUGAUUGAUUAUGCUGCUCAAAUUUUGGCUGAAUCUAACAUUGAUUUGCAAACCAACACUAUGGUUAAGAAGGUUGAUGAAACUAAUGUCUAUGCCAGUGUUAAGCAAGCCGAUGGCUCUUCCAAGAUGGUUACUUUGCCUUAUGGUCUUUUGGUCUGGGCUACCGGUAACGCUACUAGAGAAGUUAUCACUGAUUUGUUUAAAAAGAUUCCAGAACAAGCUAAUGCUAGAAGAGGUUUGUUGUUGGAUGACUACUUGAAGGUUCAAGGUUCUGAUGAUAUUUAUGCUCUCGGUGACUGUACUUUCACCAAAUACGCCCCAACUGCCCAAGUUGCUCACCAAGAAGGUGUCUACUUGGCUGAAUUGUUCCACAACUUAGCUAAGGUUGACGAAUUGAAAUUCGAGUUAUCCAAGAGUGUUUUGGACACCGAAAAGACCAACAAAUUGAACAGAAAAUUGACUAGAGCUUCCAAAUUGGAACCAUUCAAAUACGUUCACUUUGGCGCUUUGGCAUACAUUGGUUCUGAAAAGGCUAUUGCUGACUUGACCUGGAAAGACUGGCAAACCUUCCAAUCUGGUGGUUUGUUCACUUACAUCUUCUGGAAGACUGCCUACGUUUCCAUGUGUUUGAGUGUGAGAAACAAGGUUUUGGUCUGUGUUGAUUGGAGUAAGACUGCUAUCUUUGGUAGAGAUACCUCUAACUAG